UCCCGCUCACCCCCUAUGGGGAGAGACCCCUCACCUCGACACACUGUGCUACCUCCCACGCACACGGGCUACCCCGGGGCCGAGGCUGCCACCGCAGGGGGCCCCCUACACUGCAGGGCAACGAGGAAGCGGCAGAGCUGCUUCCAUCGACCUCCGGGCACCACAAGCGCCGGCCAAGCCCCGCUCGCCUUCGGCCGCCCCGACAAGGCCCGGCCCGGGGUGGCGGCCGCACCACCGCCACUGCGCAUGCGCGCCAGCAGCACCGCCGCAGCCAUCGGGAAACGGGAGCGCUCCCGGCCCGGGGCGGAGCGGGGCGGCAUGACGAGCCUGGUCCCCGCCGCCGCCUCGUCCCCCGCCGGGGCCGCGUCCCGCAGCAAGAAACGCCCGGCGAGCCCGGGCACGGGCGGCGGCCCCGCCAAGAAAAAGAAGGCGACGGCGCCUGGCGGCUCACAGAGUGCAGGUGGAGAGGCUGUGAGUGAAAAUAAAUUUCUGAACACAGACUCCAGCACAGGAUCAGUGGAAACUACUGCCAAGCCAUUACCAUUUAAAGACCCAAACUUCAUCCACUCCGGCAUUGGUGGAGCAGCAGCUGGCAAGAAGAACAGAACAUGGAAGAACCUAAAACAAAUUCUUGCUUCUGAAAGGGCAUUGCCAUGGCAACUAAAUGAUCCUAGCUAUUUUAAUAUUGAUGCUCCUCCUUCUUUUAAACCUGCUAAGAAAUACUCAGACAUCUCAGGACUUCCAGCAAAUUACACAGAUCCACAGAGCAAGCUAAGGUUUAGUACUAUCGAAGAAUUUGCCUAUAUUCGGAUGCUCCCUUCAGAUGUGGUUACAGGAUACCUGGCUCUAAGGAAGGCAACAAGUAUUGUUUCCUGAACUGACUAAAUAUGCUUGUAUAUCGCUUGUGAACAGUGCUCAUUUGGAGUAUCAUAAUGGAAACUGACUGUGGGACUGAGAUUCUUUAAGACCAUCCAUGGAUUUUUACAUCUGGAAGUAGUUGAUGAUACAUGCAUUUGAAGAACAUAUGGAUUUAAUUUUCAAAAAUGCUGAUAUUUGUUAGUUUGCCAAUUUGUUAGCAGUUUAGUUUGGUGAACAGAGUAACUUAGACCAUAAGGAUAUAUAUCUGUACUAAAAUAUCUCAUGUACUAUAAUUUAUAUUAAUUUCUGUAAAGACAGGAUUUCAUCUCCACCCUGUAUAUUUUAUGUACUACCCUAGCUCAGAAGAAACUGUCAUUUGAUUUAAGGAAAAGGUAACAAGAUAUCCAAAUGUCUAAACCUGCCUUACCAGAUGUGCAUGCCACUUGGCUGUGAAGUUUGUCCCAUCUGUAAAAUGAAGCUAAAAUGCCCAGCAAGUGCUGCAAUUGUGAUGAAUUUUCAGGGUUCUGUGGCACUGUGAAAAUGAAGACACAAAUGUUUGUAUUUAAUUAACUGCCAACGUAAAUAAAGUUGGACUCAAACUUGCUUGUAAAA
This is a messenger RNA of Motacilla alba alba, 1470 nucleotides long. It is a transcript of the gene INO80C, whose product is annotated as INO80 complex subunit C. The record is from RefSeq and is a predicted model, not a curated record. Gene Ontology annotation, cellular component: Ino80 complex. Gene Ontology annotation, biological process: chromatin remodeling. NCBI's taxonomy places the organism in Eukaryota, Metazoa, Chordata, Aves, Passeriformes, Motacillidae.